AUUUAUAGGUAAAAAGGUGGAGGGAACAGGUAACCGGACUAAUAGAAAUUGGUUAUGGCGUCUGAAUUGAGUGACGGAGCGACAGAAACUAACAUGUCUGAACUAACUGACGAAACUUUGGGUCGUGAUAAUCCGGCUUUUGCUGGAGCAACCCUCCAAAUUGAAGAUCCCGAAAAGACCAGUGAUGAUCCAGUCCCAGAUGUUGAAUUUAAAGGUACAAACUUUGAAAGAAAUAUACCAAGCCGAAUGAGCACCAUAUCAACAACGUCCAGUCGAUCUAGUCGAACAUCUAUGAAGAGUGUAAAAUAUCCUGAGCAUACAAAGAAAGAUUAUUUUUGCAAACGAGAUGGAACUUUCGAGAAGGCCCAAGAACAUUGUCUAACUGCCGUUGUCAACCCUCAAAUCGAUGGAAAGUUUAUAUCAAGUUGGUUGCUAACUGAAAUUGAUCACUGGGACAACGAAUCUGAACGAAUUGUACUCUUAUGCGAAGAGUCUAUUUUAAUCACCCGAUAUGAUUUUGUUAAAUUGGAAGCGUUAGACGCUAAACGUAUUAUGUUGGCUCAUAUCAAAAAAAUUCAAGUCGGUGACCUCACUUAUCCUCCAAGUAGUUGGAUGCCAGCAAGAAAUCAUGGUGGUGUACGAAUAAUCUGGAAUGAGAACGCGCAACCUUCAUUCGCCCAAAGAUGGAAUCCGUUUUGUAAAACUAUUCCCUACGUAACAUUAAUUCAUCAUCCACUAAUAUACCACGAUAAAGAAGAAGAGACUCUCUACUAUAAUGUUGAUGAAUUUUUUGAAAGUCUCAUAGACGCCGCUAAUAAAAGUUUCAAGGGACAAAAUAGCGGAUCGUUUGUUCAAGUUGAAGAAUCUCCAAUAAUGAUUGAAUGCUAUACUGGAUUAACAUCAGUAAUCUUUAAUCAAAGUCAUUUGGGAUUCUCAAGAGAGCGUGGAGGAGUAAGCUUCUAA
Dimorphilus gyrociliatus is the source of this 963-nucleotide messenger RNA. NCBI's taxonomy places the organism in Eukaryota, Metazoa, Annelida, Polychaeta, Dinophilidae. The record is from the annotation of a GenBank genome assembly.